Brassica napus (rape) is the source of this 2414-nucleotide messenger RNA. RefSeq lists its product as uncharacterized. Bases 517 to 1854 code for a protein of 445 amino acids. The transcript is spliced from 2 exons. The record is from RefSeq and is a predicted model, not a curated record. Lineage: Eukaryota; Viridiplantae; Streptophyta; Magnoliopsida; Brassicales; Brassicaceae.
AACUCCUUCGCCAUGCAAAUAAAAUCAAGUCGUUUUUCUUUUCUUUUACCCCUAUGGCGACGACAGAGGCGAAUUAGGUUUUGAUGUAUUUACGACGAUGGGAUCCUGGAAUUGGAGGAGGGUUUUGGUUUGGUCUCGAGAAUCAGCGAGACAAGAAUCAGGGAGGCACAGGUUGGAGGAUUCUUUCAAAUCCCCGAGGAUUUGAAUUGGAUCUAGAAAAAUGGAACUUCAGGGAGAUAAGGAAACUUCAAAUUUCAGAGAAUUGGAUUCCGAUUUUGAUCAACAUCAAGACGAAAUCACAGGGAUCUAAAGGAGAUUCUAUGGGAAAUAUUGGAUUGGCGACACAAUCAUGAGGAUCAAUUAUAUUUGAAUGGGGAUCAAGUUUGGUUAACGGAUUUGGAAUGUCGGAAACACUAUAAAAGGGAGAUCGUUUGCACUCUUUGUUGGAGCACAUUUGUAGUAUCUUUUACGUUCUCUUAUCUUACAAAACAAAUUUUUUCUCUCAUUUGGUUAAUCAUGACACAGGGGCGUUUAGUGGGUAACAGUGGGGAAAUGAAGGAGGGAGAGAAUGCUCGGAAGAGAUUGAAGAUUUCGGUCCCUCAUUUCGACAACUCGGCGCUCAUCAAAACCUAUUCCAAAACCUUAAUUGGAAGGUGUAUGAAUCCUCCGGCGCAAGAUAUGAAGGCGUUGAUUCAGAACGUCCCGAAGAUUUGGAAGCUGGAAGAUCGGGUGGUGGGAAAAGACUUGGGUUUUGGCAAGUUUCAAUUUGACUUUGAAACAGAGGAGGACAUUGAGGCGGUGCUGCAGCUACAACCUUAUCAUUUUGAUUACUGGAUGCUAGCUCUGGCGCGGUGGCAACCAAAGAAGUCUCAGCUUUUUCCGGAAGAAAUACCGUUUUGGGUGCGGGUGUUUGGAGUUCCGAUGGAGUUCCGUACGGUCCCAACUUUUGAAAGUAUUGGUGGUGCAUUAGGAAGGAUGAUCUCCGUGGAUGUGGAGCUUUCUAGAGUUCAGGUGGUGGUAAACGCGUUUCAAGAGCUCUGUUUUGAAACCACUCUGGAUUUCAAAGGUGGUGAGUUUUACGAUGGGGAGGAAGUCGUGAUCUCAUUGAGGUACGAGAAGCUAUUCGGCUAUUGCCCGGUGUGUUCUAGUCUCUGUCACAAGGAAGAAUUGUGCCCUCUCAAAAAGAAGAAUGAUGUGAAGUCGAGUCCAGAGAAGAUGUGGGAAAACCGAGAAGGGAACGGAGGCUGGUAUGAUGGCGGGAAGCACGAUGAUCGAGCAAGGAGUUACAAAGGGGUGGUUAUCAAUGGUAACUCGAAACAACAGUAUAAGGAGAGAGAUGGUCGAGCUUAUUAUGGGAAGGGGAAAGGCAAGGUGACUGAAGAAGCGGACUCUAAAUGGGUGAAGACUGCUGAUAGAGGGAGCAAGGGGUCGUUUAAUAACCAAAGAAACCACAGAGGAGAUGGAGAAGGCUCACGGCACAGAAUCUCAAGAAGAGAAGGGUCUCGGGCUGGUGUUCAGGAGGGACAGAUUGGGGUUCAAUCAACUCAUUCAAGAGAUCAGCAGGUGCAGAGUGGGACACGUGAGGAGGCGCAUGAAGAAGGAGAGAUCAAGACAGCAGAGGUGAUGAAAGAGACGCCCCCCUCGCAAGCUUUUCAAGAAGAACUUGAUAAGACUCAGACGGUGGGAUCAGAGGCCAUAUCGGAUCCUAUGGAGAUCGAGAAAGGGCUUCAACUAAUUCAGGGAAUGGUUGAGAAACCACCGGCCUUGGAGGCAGAUAAGGUAAUGGAUAUGGAGGAAUUUAGAACUGUCUUUCUAGAACAUGGAAUCGAUAUGGAUGCAGCAGAUGAUUUAUAGGAUGUUGAUGAGGGAGAGUUUGAGGAAAUGCUAAAGGAACAGGAGGGUGGAGAACCUCUUCAGGAUGAAUCGGAGCGAGGUAACAAUGAGGAGGAGAAAUUGCAGGUUGAAGGAGAAGCGGGGAAGAAGCAAGGAGUUCGCAAGAGGCUGCUCAAGCCUACCUUAAGCACCGCAGCGAGCACAAAGAUGAGGAUUGCCAAUGGGCUUGUCUCACCGCGUAAACGAGCGCCGGCAAAGACAGGGCCACGCCAUGGUGAUACUGGCAAACAGCAGGAGAAUAAGGGUCCCUCAAACCCGAAGAGUGGAGUGCCAAAACCUUAGUUUUAUGAAUCACGUACGUCUAUUAGAGGUUUUAAGUAAGAGGGGGUUGAAUGAUGGUAUUGGAUUUUUAAUUUUUCAAAUAAGCUCUACGAGCUUUCAGUUGUUUGGUCUUAGUGGUGUUACGGUUUUAGAAGUUUGGUUGAGUCUGGGAGGGUCUCUAUGGUGUUUUAAUCUCUUUAUGCAUUGGAGUAAUAAGAAUCUUUUCAUUAUCUUGCAAUUAGAUAUUUUGGUAAAGAUUA